UCUCUCACAAACACACUUCGGUCGGUGAGCUCGAGUAUGACUCGAGCCCUCUCCAUCCUCUCCUAAAGCCUCUGACUUUGCGCAUGUACAGGCAAACUGAACAUUUCAUCGACUCCAAGAUGGCGUUAACACCACUGGCUUGCGUUCUGCUUCUCCUUUCCAUGCAGUGCUACAUCAACACCUUUGCAGUCAUCCUUAAGACAAGGAAUCCUAAACCAUGGGUCAAUGAGUUUGAUUCGGUCGAGCUGUCCUGCAUGAUAGAGUCAAUCUCCACUCCUAAUCCCAGAAUAGAAUGGAAGAAGAUUAAGAUGGGAGAGCCCAGUUAUGUAUACUUUGAUAAAGAAAUAGCAGGUGACUUGGAAAAGAGAGCGAGUAUUCGAGAAUCUGCGACCUUGGUCAUUCUCAACGCAACAAGAGCCGACUCUGCUGAUUACCGCUGUGAAGUCACCGCCCCAAAUGACCAGAAAUCCUUCGAUGAGAUUUUAAUAUCACUCACUGUAAGAGUGAAGCCUGUCGUGCCCAGAUGCUCCGUACCUAAGUCUGUCCCGGUAGGCAAACCAGCAGAGCUGCAUUGCUUGGAGGACGAGGGCUACCCGAAAUCCCAUUACCAGUGGUUCCGCAACAAGGAGGAAAUCCCAGAGGAUCCUAAGAGCAGCCCAAAGUUCUUCAAUUCCACUUACACCCUGAGCAGAGAGAUGGGCACUCUGAAAUUCAGUGCGGUCAAGAAGGAGGACGCUGGAGAAUACUACUGCAGAGCCAGGAACGAGGCCGGGUUCUCAGAAUGUGGACCACAGAUGAUGGAAGUUUAUGACAUCAACAUUGCUGGAAUCAUCCUGGGUGUAGUGGUCGUGGUGACUGUCCUUCUGUGUAUAACAAUGGGCAUCUUCUGUGCCUAUAAACGUGGCUACUUCACCAGCCAGAAGCAGACGGGGAAGAAUUACAAAGCUCCAGAAAAAGGAGAUGGAGUGGACUAUGUCAGAACAGAGGAUGAGGGGGAUUUCCGACACAAAUCCUCAUUUGUCAUCUGAGAGGAGGAAGACGGGUGAUGGGAGAAAUGCGGAAUUACGUUGAAAUUUACUGCCGCUAUUAUACCUCGCAGACACAAAUCCCAAAUGAGGACAUCAGCGUCAGAGCUGCCUUUGCACGUGCCUCGCUUCACGGCAUAUCUGCAACAACACAGUUUGUAUUUGCCAAAGGUGAUAAAUAAUCAUGUCUGAUCACUGUUUAAAGAAACCAGAUGUUACUUGUUUGAACUUUUACACCCUUUUUUUCUAAAAUGUUGUCUAUUGGAAAAUUUCUGUAGAAACCAAUAUACAGUAAGAAAACGUUUUCCUCAAAUUCUUCUGUCAUUUUUGAAAACAUUUAUUUUGUACUAGGUAAAUUUGUCAGAAUAUUUUUGGAUGGAAUAUAUUUUCAAAUGCCUACAGAAAAAAAAAAUUGUUUUACUUUUUUAAAUAUUUGUAAAAUACUAACCUGGAAGCCAGUACUUUUUGGUUUUUAGACUAAUUUGGUUGUGAACGAAACCACUUCCACCAAGUUCACAUCCUCUGUUUUCCUCAUUCAACAAACAGACAAUGUAUCAAUACAUGUUUUAUUAUCCAUUUAGAUUUCAAAAUCUUUCAAUUGUAUAUCCAGCGACACUGGCUUCAAUCAAAGGUCUUAUGUACAGUACUUACUAUACUGCUGGGAUUUCAUGUUAAUAGUGAAAGGACGUUCCAUGUUCAUGUUUGUAGAUCGACUUAGACAGUGAGUAUCUUCAGAAAAACACCAGCAAAAAAGCUGGAGAAUAUUUUGAAAGACCAGUGCUGUGUAUCCUUGAUUUGAAGUGUCCUUCUAUUCUAGUUGUUUAUCUUGUAUAUAGUAAAUAUACUGACUAGGUUGUUUAUUUUUUUAUUAUAAUUUUCUUUUUUCUCUCUCUGCGUCUUUUCUUUUUCUUAUUUGAGUGAGAGACUCUCUCUAUGUUACUUUUUAACCUAACAGGGUUUGUUUGUUGGUUAAGUGUAUUGGUUGUAUAUAGAUCCACUCUGAGCUGCAAUGUGCAUAAUAAGUUUAUGGUUUAACCAAAUGUUGAAUGAGGCAAAUAUGAAACUCUUUCCUUGGAAAACGAAUCUUUUCAUGGGAGAGAGGGGAUCUGCCUUAUUAAAUACAUAACAAAAAACAACCUGAACAACCUUUUUUUUUUCAUCGAGUAGAUAUUUUAUUAUGUAAUAGUGCCUAAAAGUAGAAUGAAAUAAUGUUUCAGGAGAACAGAGCACUAGUGUUGUUUCUGCAGAUGGAAUCGGAAAUUCGUCGUUUUACUAGACCUAUGGGAUAUAACUGAUUUUAUAUAUUAAGUUAGAUUUGUACAUUAUGAGUCACAGCCCAAUAUCCCUGCAUAUGUCACUAUUGUGAGGGAAACAGAAAAUGACAAAUAUUGUGGUUUGAAAGAAGAAGAAAAAAAGCAGGGAGAGCUGUACCAAAUACUGACUGCCAAAAGAGCAUUUUCUCCAGUUCCAGUAUUAUUCAGCUCACAGUUCCUCUUUCUUUUUAUAUUUUGUUUGUAAGUCUUGAGCAACAUUUUUUGAAGCUGAGCUCAGAUGUUUUUGACUCAUUUGUGGUUGGUUUGGAGACAGCUGGAAUUUUAAUUGAAACAUAUUUCAUUCACUGAAUUCAUGUCCCAUUGAUUUGGGGCCAGUACAAAUCCUGUGUGAAUUCUUGAACAGUAUGUUUGUGAUUAAUAAAACUCACUUCUUAAAUUCA
Molecule: messenger RNA, 2739 nt
Organism: Carassius auratus (goldfish)
Lineage: Eukaryota; Metazoa; Chordata; Actinopteri; Cypriniformes; Cyprinidae
Product: junctional adhesion molecule C-like
Exons: 9
Coding region: 84-1028 (314 amino acids)
Biological process (GO): cell migration; cell-cell adhesion
Cellular component (GO): protein complex involved in cell adhesion; cell-cell contact zone; plasma membrane
Molecular function (GO): protein homodimerization activity; protein heterodimerization activity; integrin binding
Source: RefSeq, a predicted model, not a curated record